GGGAUGCAUUCAGGUUCAAACCAGGGGGAGGGCAGGUCCAGCUCCUUGGAUUAAGAGCCUCUCACCCAAAUCACUAAGAGUGAACAGUCCACAUACAGGAACUAGUAACCGCUGGUGAGGGGCUCUUGAUCUAGAGAAUUGGAUCUGUGCUCCAGUUCCUUAAAUUGAGCCUGAUUACCUUCCACCCCCACAGGCGCUAUAUAAUCCCAAUGGGUUUAACGCCCCCCAUAAUAAUAAGUAACUAAUGUAUAUUAUUACUGCAUUCAUGGGAACCCUAACCCACAGGGGGUCAUACAGCACUUGGGGAGAAAGGGAGGCAUUCAGGUUCGAUCCAAGGCAGAUGUCAGGUCCAAUUCCCUGGAUCAAGAGCUUCUCACUGGCAUCAAAGAAUUUCCCUUGAGGAGCUUUUGAAGCGAGAGAUCAAACCUAGCCAAAAACAUCUCUAGCUACUAUGUCCAAGUUAGAGAUUAAUGAUAAUUCAGCUCAGUCUCUUAACCACAGACAUGACACUGUUGUUACAACAGUCAAAUGGGUGGUUGUUGAUGGAGCCUGGAACAGUUAAAAUAUGACAUGUUAUGUGACAUCAUCAUGGAGUUUGCUAUUGGUGCUGUAGCAGCUUGUGGUGCCUGUUUUUUUUCCAAUCCAAUGGAUGUCUUGAAGACUCGCAUGCAGCUACAAGGAGAACUAAAAGCUCGAGGACACUAUACACUUAUUUAUAAAAACAUUAUUCAUGCUGGCAUUGCUGUUGCUAAGAAUGAUGGAAUACUGGGACUACAGAAAGGACUUGUUCCAGCUUUAGGAUACCAGGUUGUAAUGAAUGGGAUAAGGUUUGGGCUCUAUCAAAAAAUCCUCGACUCAGAGAUCAUAACUCGUGCAGAUGGAAGUGUUUCCACCAUGGGGUGCAUUGCUGCAGGAGCUGGUGUGGGCGUGGUUGGAGGUUUUAUAGGAAGUCCUCUUUACUUAGUAAAAACUCAUUUACAAUCUCAGGCAGCUGAGUCUAUUGCUGUUGGUCACCAGCACAAGCAUCAAGGUUUCAUGCCUGCCUUGUGGGGUAUUGCAAAGAAAGAGGGCAUCAGGGGCCUCUGGCGAGGGGCAGUAUCUUCAAUACCACGAGUUGGCGUUGGAUCAGCAUCACAGUUGUUUACCUAUUCCAAGAGUAAAGACUGGUUGGAACAGUAUGGGUUCUAUGCAAGAGACAGCUGGCAGAGUACAUUUUUUGGAGCUAUGGCAAGCGGAUUGGUUAUAGCAAGCUGUAUGAGUCCUUUUGAUGUUAUCGCUACAAGAAUAUACAACCAAGGUCUGGAUACUCAAGGACGUGGAUUGUUAUAUAAAGGCAUAACCGACUGCAUAUUGAAAACUUUGAAAACUGAAGGUGUCUGGGGCUUCUACAAGGGUUGGACUGCUAUAUACCUUAGGAUUGGCCCUCACAGCUUCCUUAACUUAAUAUUUUGGGAUCUCCUUCAAAGCCUCUAUAUAAAUUAUAAAACUAAAAGUCAUACUGGAAGGUGAUGAAGAGCAGAGUGGAUGAAUUAUUUCAUCUUGAGUAUGCAGCCCGUCCUCUUAAGCAACAGUUAUAAUUCCGACUGUUCAUAAGCAGUCAGUUUUUGCACCUAAAACUUUUAGCCAUUUCCUUUUAACAGCAAAUUUCAAAUUAAAAUUUGGUUAGGCUAGAUGCAGUAAGGUUAAACUGUUGUUUAUCAAUCAAAAGUAACCAAAUAUAAGAUAACACAGUACCAUGAAAUGAAAUUGGAAUGAAGGUGGAAAAAACAAAUGAAGGAGAGCAGUAAACAAGAACCACUCAGUGGUGCACUGGCUUCAGUUUUUUCAACUAAUUAAAAUUACAUAUAUUGGCAUUUAAGUAUGUUACAAUUAGUUAACUUUGAUUGCUAGAGAACAAUCCAGUCUAACCAAACCUAAAUAACUUAAACUAAGAAAUUUGAUGGAAAUUGUAUGUGAGGAAAUCCUCAAAGAAUUUGCAAGGAUGGGGCAGUUGCCUAAAGAUUUUUAUUCUUAAUCCCUAGCUAUCUUUCCACAAGUGCACAGACAGCACUAUCCAAUUAUCCACUGAACUGCAUCAUUUCCACUUAACUUUAAGAGUACAGGCACCAUACCUCCGACCUACAAAACACUAGCCUGUUAACUGUUUUUCCUAAAUUAACUAAGAUUGCAUGAUGGAUUUGAUCCAUGCUAACACUUGAACUACUGCAUAUCUUUAGACAUUUUCUAUAUUUUUAUGUAUUAGCUAACUACAGUAUUGCUUAAUAUUGCUACAUACAGUGAAACCUCUCAUUAACGGAAAAUUAGGAGGAAAGGGGUGUACGAUAUUUCCAAUUGUCUGCAUCUCCCGAAUUAUGAAAUUAAUAUUUUCCAGUUGUCUUCUGAAGUAGUGGACUUGGUCUGCAAAUGCAGUAGACAACCAGACACUAAGAAUACAGGUAGUACCUGUAGUACUAUAGUACAGUACUGUAUAAUUUUAUAGUGGUCUACAUAAUUUAUAGUAAUUUUACUUACCUUUUCAUGGUGUGGAGAUGAGGCAUAAACUGCCAUGACCAUGGGCUAUUUUCUUGUGCUUUCUAGGUCUAACUGUCGAACCUUUAUGACUGCAUCUACACUAAACUGAAGAGCUGUAAAGCUGAAAGCUGCAAGUUUGUCCUUGCUUUUAUGGAUGUCAAACACUGUUGGUUUCUUAAUACCAUAUUCCUUAUAUUCCUGUGCCUAUGAGACAACAGACUCAACCUUCUUUAUUAAUUUCAGUUUCUCGUUAACACUGAGAACUGCACGUUUCCUCUUGGUAUCACCACUUGCUUCAGAAGCCAUUGUUAAUUGCAGUUUACAUAAUAUGUUAAUAAAGUCACACAAAACACUCUAGAUCGAGGGAAAAUUAGAGACUGAAUGACGAGUGUAUGAGUGAGUGACCACAAACAGUAAUCCAGCACAGGUGGCCUAUGGCUCAAGGAACAGUGAAAAUGGACAGGUCUUGCACAUGGCCACUUUGGCCUGUACUGGACAAAUGUCAGUUAGCAGACUUGUCCAGACAACUGGAUACUAAUGAUACAGACAAAAUGAGAAAUUAUGAGCAUUUGUCCCCAUUGCCUGAUAAUAUAAUUAGUAUGUUUAUCCGGCCAUUUUUUUUUUUUGUCCGAAAUUCAUUAAUGAGAGGUUUUACUGCAUUAUUAUUAUAAUAAUGAUAAUUAUUAUUAUUAUUAUUAUACAGUAAGGCCCCGCUUUUCAGCGUUUCACCUUAUGACGUUCCGCUAAUACAGCGAUCUCAAAUUAUGACCAAAAUUUUCUAUAUGGCAAGUGGUCUUUCAAAUACAGCGCGGGCCACCCGGUUCGUUUACAUUCUUCAUGAGCACAUCUCUCUAUUAUGUAAUAAUAAUCACUCUUGGGCACAUAAAAUGUUUAAUUUUACGUCAAUAUAGACAUUUUCAUUAAUCCAUCUAUGAUAUUUUCUUCAAAAUUAUAUAAGAAACACAUUACAUAGCAUAUAAACAUGCUGUUUAUAUGCUAUGGAGGUGUGGUUGCCGGGUGGAGGGAAAACAUUACGUAAUACUAAUAAUAAUCACUCUUGGGCACAUUAAAUAUCUUAUUUUAUGUUAAUAUAGACAUUUUCAUUAAUCCAUCUAUUAUAUUUUCUUCAGAAUUAUAUAACAAACACGUUAUAUAACAUAUAAACAUUUUGUUUAAAUACUAUGGAGAUGUGGUAGCCAGGCAGAGGGAAAACAUUACAUCACUCCCCUUAAUACAUAACCCUUUCAUUUACAAUUCUCAGCUUGAAUUAUUCAUUACUUCUCCCUUUGUUUAUGAUGGCAUCUAAAGGUAAUUGUUAGAAACGAUUAAACUCAGUGAACAAGGUAUGUCGAUGGUAAUAAUAUGGCUCUGGGCCACAUUAAAUAUUGUGUAGGUAUGUAGCCCAGGCAGAUUACAUACCUACAUUAUUAUUAUAACUGAUAAUUAUACGUAUGUGUACCUGUAUCUAAGUAAACUUACACACUGUGCUGGCAUGCAGGUACACAUUAAAAUCACUAGGAGUAUCUUAUUAGUCUUGAAGAUGCCAUAUUAAUGAUGAUGAUUUUUUUUUUUUCAACAAGUCGGCCGUCUCCCACCGAGGCAGGGUGACCCAAAAAGAAAGAAAAUCCCCAAAAAGAAAAUACUUUCAUCAUUCAACACUUUCACCUCACUCACACAUAAUCACUGUUUUUGCAGAGGUGCCCAGAAUACAACAGUUUGGAAGUAUAUACAUAUAAAAAUACACAAUAUAUCCCUCCAAACUGCCAAUAUCCCAAACCCAUCCUUUAGAGUGCAGGCAUUGUACUUCCCAUUUCCAGGACUCGAGUCCGGUUAUACAAAAUAACCGGUUUCCCAGAAUCCCUUCACUAAAUAUUACCCUGCUCACACUCCAACAGCUCGUCAAGUCCCAAAUACCAUUCAUCUCCAUUCACUCCUAUCUAACAUAUCAUGCACGCUUGCUGGAAGUCCAAACCCCUCGCCCACAACACCUCCUUUACCCCCUCCCUCCAACCUUUUCGAGGACGACCCCUACUCCGCCAUCCUUCCCCUACAGAUUUAUACGCUCUCCAUGUCAUUCUACUUUGAUCCAUUCUCUCUAAAUGGCCAAACCACCUCAACAAACCCUCUUCAGCCCUCUGACUAAUACUUUUAUUAACUCCACACCUUUUCCUAAUUUCCACACUCCGAAUUUUCUGCAUAAUAUUUACACUACACAUUGCCUUUAGACAGGACAUUUCCACUGCCUCCAACCGCCUCCUCGCUGCAACAUUUACAACCCAAGCUUCACACACAUAAGUGUGUUGGUACUACUAUACUUUCAUACAUUCCCUUCUUUGCCUCCAUAGAUAACAUUUUUUGCCUCCACAUAUACCUCAAUGUACCGCUCACCUUUUUUCCUUCUUAAAUUCUGUGAUUAACCUCAUCCUUCAUAAAUCCAUCCGUUGACACGUCAACUCCCAAAUAUCUGAAAACAUUCACUUCUUCCAUACUCCUCCUCCCCAAUUUGAUAUCCAAUUUUUCUUUAUCUAAAUCAUUUGAUACCCUCAUCACCUUACUCUUUUCUAUGUUCACUUUCAACUUUCUACCUUUACACACACUCCCAAAUUCGUCCACUAACCUUUGCAAUUUUUCUUUAGCAUCUCCCAUAAGCACAGUAUCAUCAGCAAAAAGUAACUGUGUCACUUCCCAUUUUGUAUUUAAUUCCCCAUAAUUUAAUCCCACCCCUCUCCUGAACACCCUAGCAUUUACUUCUUUUACAACCCAUCUAUAAAUAUAUUAAAUAACCAUGGUGACAUUACACAUCCCUGUCUAAGACCUACUUUCACUGGGAAGUAGUCUCCCUCUCUUCUACACACCUUAACCUGAGCCUCACUAUCCUCAUAAAAACUCUUUACAGCAUUUAGUAUCUUACCACCUAUUCCAUAUACUUGCAACAUCUGCCACAGUGCUCCCCUAUCCACUCUUAUCAUAUGCCUUUUCUAAAUCCAUAAAUACAAUAAAAACUUCCCUACCUUUAUCUAAAUACUGUUCACAUGCGUAUAUGCUUCAAUGUAAACACUUGAUCUACACAUCCCCUACCUCCUCUAAAACUUCCUUGCUCAUCUGCAAUUCUACAUUCCGUCUUACGUCUAAUUCUUUCAAUAAUAACCCUACCGUACACUUUUCCUGGUAUACUGGUAUAAUAAUAAUAAUCUUUCAACACACUGGUCAUAUCCCACUGAGGCAGGGUGGCCCAAAAAGAAAAACGAAAGUUUUUCCUUUUACAUUUAGUAACAUAUACAGGAGAAGGGGUUAGAGCCCCUUGCUCCUAGCAUUUUAGUCGCCUCUUACAACACGCAUGGCUUACGAAGGAAGAAUUCUGUUCCACUUCCCCAUUUAGGUUAGAGGAAAUAAACAAGAACAAGAACUAGAAAGAAAAUAGAAGAAAACCCAGAGGGGUGAGUAUAUAUAUGCUUGUACAUGUAUGUGUAGUGUGACCUAAGUGUAAGUAGAAGUAGCAAGACGUACUUGAAAUCCUGCAUGUUAAUGAGACAGAAAAAAAGACACCAGCAAUCCUACCAUCAUGUAAAACAAUUACAUGCUUUCGUUUUACACUCACUUGGCAGGACGGUAGUACUUCCCUGGGUGGUUGCUGUCUACCAACCUACUACCUAGGAAUAAUAAUAAUAACAACACAAUAAUAAUCACUCUAAGGAGCAUUAAAUAUUGUAUAAAACAUUAAUAUAGACAUUUUGCUUAAUCCAUCUACAUACACCCCACAGUAGAAUUAACAUAAAUAUGAGAUGUGGCAGUUUGGAGGGAUAUGUUGUGUAUCUUUAUAUGUGUAUGCUUCUAAACUGUUGUAUUCUGAGCACCUCUGCAAAAACAGUGAUAAUGUGUGAGUGUGGUGAAAGUGUUGAAUGAUGAUGAAAGUAUUUUCUUUUUGGGGAUUUUCUUUCUUUUUUGGGUCACCCUGCCUCGGUGGGAGACGGCCGACUUGUUAAAAAAAAAAAAAAAAAAAAAAAAAAAAAAGAGAUGUGGUAGCCAGGUGACUUGUAGGACUUGUGGUAGCCAGGCAUCUUGUAGGAUUUGUGGUAGGCAGGCAGCUUGUAGAACUUGUGGUAGCCAGGCAACUUGUAAGACUUGUGGUAGUCAGGCAACUUGUAGGACUUGUGACGAAAACCAGACGCAUUCAUCUGGUUUGUUUACAUUAUAUGUGGGCGGGUGGGGUGGCGAGGGCUGCCCUUCCUGGCUACCCCAUACUUCCCAACCUGACUUCAUACAAAUAAAACUCACCUCUCCCCCUACAUUAAGACUACAAAUGUUUUAAGGUAAUUAAUGAGUAUACUAUACAUGUGUAUAUGCAUUUUAUCACUCUAGGGAGCUUAAUGUCAUAGUAGGUAUAAGUGGCCAGGGAGGAUGCCUUACCUCCCACACGACUUUCUACAAAUAAAUACUUUUCACCUCUCACCCUACAUUAAGACUACAAAUAUUUUAAGGUAAGUAAUGCGUGUACUGUAUAUGCAUUUUAUCGCUCUAGGGAGCUUUAAGCAUUGUAGUAUAGUAUGUGUGGGUGGGGUGGCCAGGAGGGCUACCACACCUGACUUUUUAGAGUAAAUACUACUCACCUUUUGCCCUACAUUAACACUACAAAUAUUUUGAGGUAAAUAUUGAGUGUACUGUGUGUGUAUUUUACUUUUUAAUGCCUAGUUCUAUUGCUAACUUAAAAUAUGUUAAUGUAAACUUGUUAUCUGGUAUUUAUAUGCAUUUAUAAAUGGAAAAAAAUGGAGUUCUGCUUUCCGGCGAAGUCUGCUUUCUGGCAAUAGCCUGGAACCUAACCUGCCAAAUAAGUGGAGCCCUACUGUAAUUAUUAUUAUUAUGGAUCAUACAACACCUGGGGAAUCGAAAGUUAUUAGGUUUAAUUCACGGAAGGGAAGGUGAGAUCUGAUUCCCUGGAUGAGAAGCCCCUUCUGGCAUCAGGGAACCUUCCUUGAGGGAGUAUUUAUGUAAAUAAAUGAGCGCAAAUAAGAGGAAUGAGUCUGCAAAUUAAAACAGUACAAUAGAGAGCACAAAGUUGUUAUUUCUUUAAGUACUGCAAACAGAACACUGUGACUGAUCAAGUGCUUUGCUGGAUUGGUCCAUUGCUAGCGCACUCGGCUCACACACAGGUCUGGGGGUUGAUCCCCCAAUACGGGUGGAAACAUUAGAAUGUGUUUUCUCAAGACACCUGUGUUGAAUAGGUACCCGAGUGGUGUAGGUCACAUCCUGGGAUGAAAUUUACCUAAUUUGCCCGAAAUGAUCUGCAUAAUAAGGGGCUUUCUAUAUAAUAGUAUGUCAUUGAUGUCAGCUAGGCCUGUAUACCUUGUACAUGUACUUGUAAAAAUAAAGAUUAUUAUUAUUGCCAAUCUGCCAUUUAGUGGCAGCCAAAAGUGAUCCUGGCACAUUCCUGGGUCAUUUGUAGGGAACAAGGGUAAACAGCACAAGUGGGCUACUUUGUUUACCAUGGAGCUUCCUGAACAGGAGGUCCCUUUGAUGCUAAGGUUCACUCAUGCUGGUACAAAAAACAAAAGCUUAUUUCCACAAGAUACAUGGUUUUACAAGAUUCAAUGACAUUUGGUAGUAUGCAUGGAAAUCCACGGUUAUCUUUACCUCAGAUGUCCAACUCUCCACAACAAAGCAGCCCAACAGGUAACCCCUCCAGUGAUUGAAGUAGUUGAUCCAUACAGAACUUCUACAAUGGCAUUUAUUAGUUUGUAUCCUUACUGGCAGUUAAAAUGGUAGGAUAGAUUGUACACACCAUUCCUAUUAGAGGGUGCUUGCCAAUGGUACAUGCUGGGUAAAACGUGUGUGAAAUCCCUGCUAUUGUGCAACAAUAUUGGUGCCACAGGGAUACUUGAAGGACACUUCUGUUGGUCAGUGUUCCCACAGCUCGGUCACAGACCAGGCUUUCCGCCAUGGACCAGGGAGUUAAAAGAUAAUGCAUAGCUUACUGUUAUUUUAUAAACAUCAUUAUUAUUAUUGAAUUUAGGGAAAAGUGCCAAACGUGCAGCGAUCAUACAGUGCCUAGGGAAUGGAAGGCAGUCAAACUCAAUCCUAGGAAAGGGAUGACAGAUCCAAUUCCUUGGAUCAAGAGCCCUCACCAGCUUCAGGGAACCUCUAUUGAAGAAAUACCUUAUUCAUAAAAGCAUUAAACCAAUAUGGGUCAUUCAUCAUGCCUUUACAGGUACAGUAUAGAAGUAAAGUGUACAAAUAAUGUAUCCUGUAGAAGAGACAGUAAGGUCAAAAAGAGUGACAUGAAACACUGGAUAUUUAAAGUAAAUGAUGUAAAUAAUUUUUUUUGACUAAUGAUAUUAUCUCAUACAGAACGUUCUUCACGACAUUUCAGAUCAUUGCCUGAAAUGCUCAUGUAUGCUAGUGGCUUUCUUUGUGCAUAACACUAUUUUACAUGUAAACUACACAUUGUAUACUAGGCAAAGAAAUAAAAUUUUGAAUCAUCACAUUUUGGGGAAGUGCUAAACCCAUAGGGGUCAUCCAGUUCCAAGGAAAAAGAGAAUUCACAAAUUUGCUUAUUAAGACAUUAUAAUUUAAAUCCUGUAUAUUUUAAUAUAUUCAGUACAACAGAACUGUCUUUCACUAGUCCAUUCUUUCUUUCCUUCCCCUUACUGAUUCUCUUAUCCUCCAAAAUUGGGAUCUUUCUCAUUCUUUGUUGGUAAGGUUUUUGUUUCUCUUUGGUCACUACUAUUCACAUUUUUCUCUCAUGGAACAUCUUUUUCAAUUGUUUUUCCUCAAACAGGCUAGUUCUCAUGUGUCUGGUCUCUUUACCCAAGAACCUUCAAACUGUAUCAUAAUAUUAUCUUCAAACUUAAUAGGUAUAACUGUAUUUUGAGGAGUACAUAUUAGUGAUUGUGUAUGAUUGGAUAGUUUCCUCUUUAAAUGUUUUAACUUUUAUUUUUUGUUUGGACAGAGUGGUACAAUAUUAUCGUUUUCCAAAAUCUGACUUCAGAUUGGAUCUUUUUCCAUUUUCUUCAAGUAUUCCAUUUUUAGGAGUGUAUUUGAUAUCAUUUGUUGGUACGGGUUGACCAUGACUAAUCCAGCAUCAUCGGGACCUGUCAGGUGCCGGAUUAGUGAUUUUGCCAGAUUACAGAGUGAUUAGGUUAGAAUACACUUAACACAAUGGCAAUAUUGAUGCAUUGGGAAUUUCACUCACUUUACUCCCUAUUUUUGGGCCAUUCCAUUGUUCCAGUCUACCAAACUCAUAGCUUUUUCGCUAGUAUUCCUUCAGUUCUGUCAAUUGAGUACAAGAAACCACUCAAUUACCUAUUUCAGCUAUCCACUAGUGGCCAGAAUUCAGUAAUUUGGCCAAUUUCACAUAAAUUUCUAGAGAUGCCAAUUUCAAAAUAGGGUCCAGAAUAAAUAAUGCAGAUAUUCCUGGCACUAAAAUAACAUUUUCUCUCUUCAUUAGUAACGUCUCCAGGCCCCUCUUAUAUUACAUUUGCUCUCCAUUUUGAAUUUUCAUUCACACAAAAAAUAGAAGAUUUACUGUUAUGCAUUAUUGUAAUAAUUGUGUAAAUAAUGUCAACUCAUUCGUGACUGUGUAUUAGAUUGGCAAGUUGGAUAUGUAUUGGAUGGCGACAUCAUUUGUUUACUCUUGAACAUCAGCAAAAAUCGAACAUUUCUGCUGCUUUGAGCUCAAUUUAAGGUACUUUCCAGAAUGAAACCAAUCAGAAUUAUAUCUAUUUCUAUAAUAUAUCUUCUAUUCCAUCAACUCAGACCAGAAGAAACGAGAAUACAUCCAUUCAGACCACUUGAAAAUGCACCGCAAUGUCACUGUUUUACAUCAAAAGCACAGUUGCCAUUUUUGCUCAUUAUGCAGUGUGUGCUGCAGGAUUUUUUUAUAUAGUGCACACUUACCACAUAGACUUAGUCUCUCAUAUGUAGGCCCAAAUUUAUCAGUCACAGCUUAUCUGAGCUCAUGGCGGCCGACAGUGGCUUCAAAGCCACUUUAUCUUUUAUAGGUAAUGUACAGUGUACAUAUGUGCUUUACACAAUGAGAAGCAUUUCUUUUAUUCGUUGGAACCAUGGCUAGGGCUAAAAGUGAGAAAAUGGAGAAAAAGAAAUUGGAAUGACUUACGCAGCACAUAGCACCACCAGCUUGCAUGCAGCCAGCAGUAACAGCCUGGUUGAUCAGACCCUGAUCCACCAUGAGACCUGGUCUCAGACUGGGCUGCAGGGCCCCUGACCCCCAAAACCCUCUCCAGGUCUCCAGGUAAACCAAACAGUAGCAGCUGGUUGGUGGGGCAACCCCGGAAAUUUGAAAUUAUGCUAGCCAAAAUUAGUGCCGGAUUACUGAUGGAACUGAUGGAGCCAGAUUACUGAUUGCCGGACAAGUGAUGGCCAACUUGUAUUGACAAAAUUUUUGAUUUGUCAAGUUUCUAAGGUAAAUCAUAUUUUUCUAAAACUUCUGUUAAAGAGCUCUU
This is a messenger RNA of Cherax quadricarinatus, 10967 nucleotides long. Lineage: Eukaryota; Metazoa; Arthropoda; Malacostraca; Decapoda; Parastacidae. The record is from RefSeq and is a predicted model, not a curated record.